Molecule: messenger RNA, 543 nt
Organism: Labeo rohita (rohu)
Lineage: Eukaryota; Metazoa; Chordata; Actinopteri; Cypriniformes; Cyprinidae
Product: cadherin-2-like
Exons: 4
Coding region: 1-543 (180 amino acids)
Biological process (GO): calcium-dependent cell-cell adhesion; brain development; multicellular organism development
Cellular component (GO): presynaptic active zone membrane; postsynaptic density; apical part of cell
Molecular function (GO): cadherin binding; calcium ion binding
Source: RefSeq, a predicted model, not a curated record
AUGGCGGAUAUUCGGGAGAGAACCCGAAAAGUGCCUCAGUACACACUGAUUAUUCAAGCCACUGACAUGGAAGGAAAUCCCACGUAUGGUCUUUCUAACACAGGCACUGCUGUUAUCACCGUCACAGAUGUCAACGACAACCCUCCCGAGUUUACCUCUGACACCUUCUUUGGUGAGGUACCAGAGAACCAAGUCAAUGUUAUUGUGGCCAACCUGACAGUAACAGACAAAGACCAGCCCAACACAGGAGCGUGGAAGACGAUCUACAAGAUAACAGCCGGUGACCCCAUGGGCCAUUUCUCUGUGCCCACUGAUCCUGUUUCUAAUGAAGGACUAGUGACUGUCGUCAAGGGGGCACAGCUCACCCUGGCACUGGUACGCCAGGGUGAUGGCAUCAACCACCCAAUGGGCCAACCUCUGUUUGAAGACAGCAUUCCCCUUCUGCUGUCCCCCAAAGCAGACAAAGAGCUGCUCAGAGUGUCUGAAGCUCCGGGUGCAGUCCACGUAAAUGCGAAGAGCGCGAACGGGACACAGCAACCCUAA